UAAUCUGCUUGUAAUUUAUUCUGAUGACGAUCGGGUUCCAAAGUUUGAAAUGACGAUCGUUAAUCAGAAUAUACUUGCAAUAGUCGCAAUUGCUUCGAAAGGCAUGGAAAGUAUGGCUGGUAGAUAUGAUUUGAGGUCGUUUAUUAAUCAUCGGGGACAGAUCCUGUAA
This is a messenger RNA of Dentiscutata erythropus, 169 nucleotides long. NCBI's taxonomy places the organism in Eukaryota, Fungi, Glomeromycota, Glomeromycetes, Diversisporales, Gigasporaceae. The record is from the annotation of a GenBank genome assembly.